GUACGGGAAGUCGGAGGGGAAAUCGUCGACAAUCCGCGGAAAUCAUCAACAAGACUAUUUUCAUUUACUUAGCUAGCUAACCUUCUGUCAACUCCUACUUCCCCCCCUCGUCCCACAAUCUGUCGAACCGACACAUUUGGCGAUGUCGGAAUCCUACGAUUUCCUGUUUAAAUUCCUUGUGAUUGGAAAUGCUGGAACAGGAAAAUCCUGUCUGCUGCACCAGUUCAUAGAAAAGCGAUUUAAAGAUGAAUCCAACCACACGAUCGGAGUGGAAUUUGGGUCCAAGAUCCUCAGUGUGGUCAAUAAAAUGGUCAAACUGCAGAUUUGGGACACGGCAGGACAAGAACGGUUCAGGUCUGUAACCAGGAGUUACUACAGAGGAGCAGCAGGAGCGCUGCUGGUCUAUGAUAUUACCAGUCGAGAGACAUACAACGCUCUGACCACAUGGUUGAGCGAUGCCAGGAUGCUCGCCAGUCAGAACAUCGUCAUCAUCCUGUGUGGAAACAAGAAGGACCUGGACAGUGACAGAGAGGUGACGUUCCUGGAGGCUUCACGUUUUGCUCAGGAGAAUGAGUUGAUGUUCCUGGAGACCAGUGCUCUAACAGGGGAGAACGUUGAGGAGGCUUUUGUUCAGUGCGCGCGGAAAAUUCUCAACAAGAUAGAGUCAGGAGAGCUGGAUCCAGAGAGGAUGGGAUCAGGUAUCCAGUACGGCGACGCCGCUUUGCGACAGCUCCGUUCUCCUCGUCGUGCUCAGCCGCAGGGCACACAGGAGUGUGGCUGUUAGUGGACGUGUAGUGUAACAUACACAGACAAGUGUGGUUCAGACAGGUUUGUGAGGACCAGGAGAAGAAUAGCCAUGUGGACCCUGGGUUUAGGUUGCGUUGCUGGUGACUACUCUCUGACCUUUUGAUCCUUGACCUUCGCACGGACCUUUGAGAACCUUUGUUGUCAUGGCCUGUACCUGCAGAGAGCCACGCCCCCUCUCAGACCUCUGAGCAUCUCCAAGGUAACCAGAGACCACCCACCUCCAGCAAACUGCUCCACUAUUGGACCAAACCCACCCAGCACCUCCAAUCAGAAUAAUGAAUCACUGACACUUCUCUCCUCCUCCUACCUUUCUACUCAUCUACCCUGACCUGCUAACUCCCAGCUCUCAACGUUUUUGUCUUUUAAAUUUGGGUUUGAAUUAAAUAAAACUAAAUGUAAUGGUCAUGAUGUAGUCAGCUGUAAAGGUCAUGGCAGGUGGAUAUUUAGAAUUUAGGAGUGAAGUAGGCUAGCUUCUUUCAAACCAUAGUUGAGGCCGUGUUCUAGGGCUAGAACACGAUAAGAGAUCACAACGUGAUUGGUUGUACACUCUCCUUCGUCGUUUUUAAUGACGGUUUGCAACCAGCGUUAUCGGCACCUUCUGCUCCUGAGGUUUCCCAUUCCUUUGACAGUAUGUGCUGGAUAUUAAAAUGUGCUUGAAGAGCGAAAGAAGUGAGGUAGAUGUAGUGAUUUUUUUUUUAAAAACAAAAUAUUGUUUGUUUUGCUAGGUUCAAAAAAGUUGUUGUUUCAUGGUAACUUAAGUGUGCAACGACAAUGAACCCUAACCAUAACCACAACCCUAAGCGUAACACGAUUUAAAUUAAAUGCAGCAUUUAAAUGCUUUAAAAGUGUCAAAUCAACGAAAAUAUGUGAGAUGUUACGUAGUUGCCCGUCAUCUUUGGAAUUCCAGAUGCCGUCACAAUAAGCAUUCACAAGCAGUGAACUAAUGAAGUUCUUAUGUUCUCAGCUUCAGACACACCUCUCUCUUUCCCCUACUCUCAUUCUUUAUGCUAAGCCAAAUAUGAAGUAUCGUUUUUCCUCGAAAAAGAAUUCUCCAAAAUGUUGAACUGUUGAAACCCUUUCUUCCUACCACUCUCUUUCUCCAUCCACCUACUCUGAUUGCUUGUCAACUUCCUGCUCACCUUCUCAUGCAUUUUGCACUUCCCGUUUGCCUAUUUCACUCCUUUCUCAUGUAGUUUCUCUCCCACUAAAGUCCCCUUGGCAAUGCAGAGGCUAUAAUACACUUCAUCAGUUCAGUUAGCCUCAUGCACUCCAUGCCGACUUUUCUUACAUUUAGUUUUUACAUCCCAUCAUGCUCUCUGUUACAUUGCUACACAUCUUACCUGUCUCAGCCCUCUGCCUCUCUCCUCCUAUUCCCCUGCAGCAUCUUACACACUGUGCAGUGUUUCUGUAUAUAGAGACUGACGCAUGUUUUCUCAAACAGAAUAUCAGAGUAUUUCAUUAUGAAGAGAUAUAAUAUGUAUAUUAUGGUAGAUAUCAUAUUGAGUAUCACGUUCAUGCACCAGUGUAUUAUUAUUAUGGCAACCUACAGUACACUGGGAACUUGUGAGCAGUGUACAUUGACAGUGCAGCAAUUAUGUUUAUGUGUAAAUGUAGAUGACAUCAUGGACUAACACAUUUUAUGUGUUAAAAUUCUGUUUCAUCUUUGUUCAAGAUCAUAGACCCCUGCCCCCCCCCCCCAAAAAAAAAACAAAAAAAAACAGACAGAGGCAACCUGAAAUGUUCUGAGCAGACAUUUGGUUUUCUAUUCUUGGUCAUUUAAAGCAUUUGUACUGUAAAAAAAAAUAGAUGUCAACUUUUAAUUCAUGGUGGCACAUUGAGCAUUCACCAUUCACCUACACAGUAAAUGUUGCCUGUUUACAUGAAUAUCUGACUGACGGCUGCCAGCUGUCAUAAAAUACUAACUGAAUGCUUUGAGCAAUGGUGUGAAGUUAUCUGCCGUGUGAUUGAAUAUUAUUUUAUUUUGUCUCCAAAGAUAUUUUCUGUCUCUUGUUUUAAACUUGGAAACUUAAAAAAAACACAAAUACACAUUUUGGUGGUCAUAUAGACGUGUGUUUUGUAAAAGUGUAUACAAGCAUACCAUUUAUUGUUUUUAUUAUUUCAUCAUUUAAAAAGAAAUAUGCUGCCCCGCAAAAAUUAUGCAUUACACUUUUAAAUUACAUUACACUACAAACUAUAUCAUAAAUAAAUAAUAAUUUCUGAUUAGAAUAUCCUCAUGUGUUUGAUAGUGGUUUUGGCUGCUCCAAAGCAGGUUGCUGUCUUGUGUUUAUGUCCUCAAGUCCUUUUGUUUAUAUUUAUGUCUGUCUGUUUUUCUCUUGUCAUUAUGAAUAUCAUGGACUUUUUAAUUUAUUGUGUAUGAUAAAAGCAUAUGUUUUUAAAAAUGAAUGACUAUAAAUAAAGCAUCUCCUUUGAAAAGCUGA
This is a messenger RNA of Scophthalmus maximus (turbot), 3245 nucleotides long. RefSeq names its product RAB4a, member RAS oncogene family (gene rab4a). Gene Ontology annotation, cellular component: endosome. The record is from RefSeq and is a predicted model, not a curated record. Gene Ontology annotation, molecular function: GTP binding; GTPase activity. Gene Ontology annotation, biological process: Rab protein signal transduction; regulation of endocytosis. Bases 143 to 784 code for a protein of 213 amino acids. The transcript is spliced from 8 exons. NCBI's taxonomy places the organism in Eukaryota, Metazoa, Chordata, Actinopteri, Pleuronectiformes, Scophthalmidae.